UUGUUUUUUUAGUUGAAUCGAACGGUUGGCUCGGAACCCGGAGCAGCCAACAGAAGAAGAAGAAGAAGAAGCAGGCACAGCCGGAACGCAGGCGUGUGUGUGUGUAAGCAGCCCCCACCACUACCUAGGCGAGCGAACGAUUGUGGAGACGACGACAACACGACGACCGUCCCAUUGUUGUUAUUGUGGUGGCGAGCGGUCGGACGUUCAGUCGUUCGGUUAGGUCGCAACGACCGUUAGUCACGUCGGUCGGUCGUUCUCACCCGUGCACCUUAAGCAGAGCCACAUACACGUAGUAAUACGCGCCGCGCCGUUCCGUUUGUCGUUCAUCGUUCUCUUGCUCUCGUGCUUACUCGCUCUCUCCCCCGCUUCCCAUCCCCUAACCUCUUAGUGUGCCUGUGUGCUCGCUCGCUCGCGGUGGUGAUAAAUUUUUUUUUGUUGGCACAAAGUAAAAAUAUAACAGAAUAAAAAAUCGUGGCGCGGAUAAAAGCUAAUCGAAAAUUAUUGCAAGUAUUGGCGAUUUGAGAGGAGUGAGAGCCGCUACCACCGCCACUCUGCUGUGUGCAUUCUCGUGCAGUUAACCGUUGUUGUUUAUUAUCCAGUCCAAAUGUCAGCUGUUUCACGCAACAUGUACCAUAAAAGCGGAACAGCGAAGCGCAGAAAAAGAGCUAACCGAUCAAGCCCAGGACAGCAGCAACAGCAGCAAGAAAGAGAGCGCUGUUAACAACAUAAACAAUACAAAAAAGAAAUCAAUGAACACACAUACAUAGGCGCAAUAAGAACAACAAAUACCAUAGAAGCAACAAUAAAAAUUAAGGAACAGGAGAGACGAGAAGGGAGGGGCCUAGAAAGAUAGAGCAUAACCAACCACAAGCCCAAAACAAGAGCAUAAGCUACUUGAAGUAGGGCCUAGGCUUCGGUCAGAGGAGAGACUAGAGAGCAGGGGCAGGAUCAUUCAGCUUAGUCGGAAGAGGAACCCCCGCUAUGACAAUCAUACUCUUCCUGGUGGACACUUCGUCGUCCAUGUGCCAGAAGGCGUAUGUGAACGGGGUGCAAAAGACGUAUCUGGACAUUGCCAAGGGUGCAGUAGAGACGUUCCUCAAGUAUCGCCAGCGGACGCAGGACUGUCUCGGGGAUCGCUACAUGCUACUCACAUUCGAGGAGCCGCCGGCUAAUGUAAAGGCCGGCUGGAAGGAAAAUCAUGCCACUUUUAUGAACGAACUUAAGAACCUGCAGAGUCACGGCCUCACUUCUAUGGGUGAAUCGUUGCGCAACGCCUUCGAUCUGCUUAAUCUAAAUCGGAUGCAGUCGGGCAUCGAUACGUACGGCCAGGGCCGGUGUCCCUUCUACCUGGAGCCCUCGGUCAUCAUUGUGAUUACAGACGGCGGUAGGUACUCUUACCGCAACGGUGUCCAUCAAGAGAUAAUACUGCCGCUGAGCAACCAAAUACCGGGAACCAAGUUUACCAAGGAACCUUUUCGCUGGGACCAGCGUCUCUUUUCCUUGGUUCUCCGGAUGCCCGGCAAUAAGAUUGAUGAGCGGGUGGACGGCAAGGUGCCGCACGAUGACUCCCCGAUCGAGCGGAUGUGCGAGGUCACCGGUGGACGGUCCUAUCGCGUCCGCAGCCACUAUGUGCUUAACCAGUGCAUCGAGAGUCUUGUGCAGAAAGUGCAACCAGGUGUGGUAUUGCAGUUUGAGCCGCUUCUACUGCCUAAGGAAACGCCGACGGGUCAAGCAGGAUCAAGUAGUAAUGCUGGCACCGGUGCCAUUCAAGGUGCAGUUGGUGGAGGGGCGGGCGGAGCUGGUUCGGUAUCGGUAACGGCGACCUCUUCCUCCUCGUCCACGUCCUCGUCCUCCUCGUCUUCGGCGGCGACAUCGGCAGGAGCAGCUGGUGGAUCAGCAGCAGGAGAAGCCCCAACGGACAUAGUCUUCCAGCCGGUAAAAAAGAUGAUCUACGUGCAGAAGCACAUCACACAAAAGACCUUCCCCAUCGGCUACUGGCCGCUGCCGGAACCCUAUUGGCCGGACUCCAAGGCCAUCACACUGCCGCCCCGCGACGCUCAUCCCAAGCUGAAGAUUCUAACGCCGGCAGUAGAUGAGCCGCAGCUGGUGCGCAGCUUCCCUGUGGACAAAUAUGAGAUCGAGGGCUGCCCUCUUACGUUGCAGAUCCUCAACAAGCGCGAGAUGAACAAGUGCUGGCAAGUGAUUGUGACAAAUGGGAUGCACGGCUUUGAACUGCCUUUUGGUUACCUGAAGGCCUCGCCGAACUUUACCCAGGUCCACCUGUACGUCCUCGCUUACAACUACCCGGCGUUACUACCCCUCCUGCACGACCUAAUCCACAAGUACAACAUGAGUCCGCCGAACGACCUUAUGUAUAAGUUUAACGCCUACGUCCGCUCCAUACCGCCCUACUACUGCCCCUUCCUCCGCAAGGCUCUCGUCAACAUCAAUGUGCCGUACCAGCUGCUGCAGUUCCUGCUGCCCGAGAACGUGGACAACUACCUGUCCCCCACCAUUGCCAACCAGCUGAAACACAUCAAGAACACGGCCAAGCAGGACCAGGAGAACCUCUGCCUGAAGGUCUACAAGCAGCUGAAGCAGCCGAAGCCCCCCUAUCGCCAGGUGGAGACUGCCAAGCUAUGCACGGGCGUUGCCCUGCGCCGGGAUCUGGUGCGGCACCCGCUGCUGAGGGACACAUUCGCCAAACUCCAUGCCGAGAUCGAACCCGUGGAGAACUACACGAUUGUGGUGCCGCAACUGACUCAUCAGCUGUCGGCGAAAACGUACCGGAAUCCGUUUGAUAUACCGCGCCGAGACCUGAUCGAGGAAAUUGCCCGAAUGCGCGAGACCUUUUUGAGACCCGCCUCGCUAGUGGCCAAGGAUUCGGGCCACUGCCUGCCCAUUGCCGAGAUGGGCAACUACCAGGAGUAUCUCAAAAACAAGGACAAUCCGCUGCGCGAAAUCGAGCCCACAAAUGUGCGACAGCACAUGUUCGGCAAUCCUUAUAAGAAGGACAAGCACAUGGUCAUGGUGGACGAGGCGGAUCUCAGCGAUGUGGCUCCCAUGAAGUCGCCCAAUGGGAAUGGGCAGAGCGGUGCCCCGCCGCCGGGAUCAGGUUCGGGUUCUGGUUCACCCACAGGACCGGGACAACCGUCGCCGUCGCCGGGUGGCCCUGGUGUAAGCCAAGGUAUGUCCGGCUUAAUGAUGGGGGGCGGUGGAGGUGGCGUUGGUGGUCUCUCCAAGAAGCUGGACGGCACGGCCCGAGGACGCAAACGGAAAGCAGGACCUCUACCGCGCGCCUUUGAAUUCCGGCGCAUGUCCACGGAUUCGCGAUCGGCCUGCUCCAGUCCCGUCCCCUCACCGACGACGAGCACCAGUGCCCCAGCGGGCGCACAGCUACCCGGGACCUUGCCAUCGGUAUUAGGAUUAGGAUGUGAUUCCUUGACGCCAGCCGACAACAGUCCCGGUUCCAGUUGCUUUGACGACGACAGCAACAGCAGCUGCAAUAGCUCCAGCAGUAGCAGUUUUGCUAGCUCAUCCUCCGCAGUCUCGGAGCAGCGGGAGUUGCCGAACGACUCGGGGCUGUCGCUGGGGCAUUCAGAUCGCCUGGGCAUCGGCUUUGACUUCAAUGAGGAGGAGACUAGCGAACAGGACACACCACUCAACGGUUACGUGCACAACUUUAUCAAUGGAAUCAGCGAGGACGCAAUGGGUGCCGUGGACACUGAAGCAACGACGGAGGCCGCGAUCAGUGCGAGUUCAAGUGCCGCGACGGCGCCGACGACCACAGUGUCAGCGUGUUCUGCCCCUGCCGCUAUUAUGGUUAUCGUGCCGACAGAGCCUCCACAGGAAGCCACGACAGCACCAACGGCAGCGGGAACGGUAACGACUAGCAAUGGUAACGAUGUCUCCUGUCCCGCCAUCGUCGCUAGCAGCAGCGGCAGUGUAAAUUUUGGAAGUAGCAGUAGCCUAAGUUCCAGCUCCUCAGGAGUGCUCUAUGUUCCCCUGAACGGCCUGACCACCCAUGCCGCCUACAGUAGCAAUCUGGGCGGAGUCAGUUCCUCGUCGAUGGACAGCCUGAGCUCACUGAGUAACUCAAGACCGGGCCUACUGCCCCUAGCCAAUGGCUACGGGCACGGCCAUGGAGCAGUGGCUAUCUCACCGCCCUCGCCAUUAUCACCGCCCGCCAGCAGCAGCUCCACGUUGCCCGCAACUUCCACCUCCAGCUCCAGUUCCAGCUCUGCCUUCAGUCACUUUAGCCACAAUGACAUCAACGAUGCCUCGGAGAUAUCGCGCAUCCUGCAGACCUGCCACAACGGCACCAGCUCUUCCUCCUCGGGAGCAGGUGGCAACAACAGUAGCAGCAACAACAGCGGCAGCAACAACCUGAAUGGCAAUGGCAGCAGCAGUGGGGGUAGCUCGUCGUCCUCAGCGGACAGCGGCCUAGUCGAAGAUCACUACUCGCUGGGCAGCAAUAGCUUCGAUGCCUUGAAGCGUGCGGCGGUUGGUGGGAAUCCCCACUAUUACUGGGCCAGUGGCCUCAAGCUAAUGGAUUCUCCUGGAAGCGGAGUCAAGAGCGGCAGCUGCGGUUCUUCGCCUACGCACAACAACGGCGGCGAGGUAAGUCCGCCGCCACCCCUGACACUCAGCGAGGAGCAACGCGAGGCGGCCCGACGACAUAACAUUGACUUGCGUCUGCAAAUCUUCAGGGACAUCCGUCGGCCUGGGCGCGACUAUAGCCAGUUAUUGGAGCACUUGAAUCUGGUUAAGGGCGACCACGACAUGCAGUCAGAGUUUGUGGAAAUGUGCAUUGGGGAGUCGUUGCGCUUCCGGCGGCAUCGAAUGGUGUGCAGCAUCCAGGACUGGUGGGAGGAAAAGCAGCAGUCAACACCGACAGUAGCCGCUGUGGCCGAGCAGGCCGCCGCCAAGAGUUAACGAUGGCUGAUGUGGCAUCACUGAGCCCACGGGGUCAUCAUCCAAGCCAUCUGUCUGUGAGUGUGUCGGAGGGGAGGUCAUUGGGAAAUCAAGGGGAGAGCUCACUCCCGCUGUAAAUAUUGUUGCCAGAGGACAGCCACGGUUUUUUGGAUGGUACACGGGACUAUAGCCACCACAAGCACCACGAAAACAACAACCGAAAAGAGAAACUAAACACACAGUGAACUUGAGAUAGAGUGAGAGGGAGUAUCUAGGAUCGUGAACAGGUCUUAGUCGCAGAUAUUUGUAAUUAGUAUGAUCUAUUAUUAUGUAUGUAUAUGUAGGUAAGCUAAGCCUAAGCUAAGCAAUUCUAAUGAGAAAAAUUACGUAAAAAUCCACAAUAUACACAGAUUUUGUAGCCGCCGUUUCAUUUAGACAUUUAUAGUUAUAUAUAUACAUAUAUUUAAAUGUAGGGUUAAAUUUUUUUUUCCCACGAUGCUAGAAGUUAGUGUAGAAUUAUAUAUAUCGAAAUUAUCAACCUAAAGUGUAAAUUGUAUGUGUAAAAGCAGCUACAGGAGAGUUUUAGGAAAACGCCCACAAUACAUUUUAGCCAAUUUUGUUGGAAGCCCAGAUUAGGAUGCCAGAUCAAGCCCUAAUUAAUCUAGACGAUAUAUAUAAAUUUUAUAUUUCAUAUUACAUAUUUUAAAACUUUAUAUUUAUUGCGUAUUAAUUUGUAUCAUCCUUUGGCCAGCCUCCUCAAAUCUCCAUUUGUUUUUUUUU
Molecule: messenger RNA, 5697 nt
Organism: Drosophila serrata
Lineage: Eukaryota; Metazoa; Arthropoda; Insecta; Diptera; Drosophilidae
Gene: IntS6
Product: integrator complex subunit 6
Biological process (GO): snRNA 3'-end processing
Cellular component (GO): integrator complex
Source: RefSeq, a predicted model, not a curated record